AUGAAGAAGGUCAAGGAGAACAUGAAGACCAACGGCGCUUCCGACGACGAGAUCAAGGAGUUCGAGACUGGUGCCCAGACCUUCGCCAAGAAGGUUGUCGGCUCCUUCAAGGACUGGGAGUUCUUCACUGGCGAGUCCAUGGACCCCGACGGCAUGAUCGUUCUCCUCAACUACCGCGAGGACGGCAGUAUGUUAUACCGCCCCGAACAUUACAAUAGUCUCUUUACUAAUAUACCUUCCUCUUUCAGCGACACCAUAUGCGUGUUUCUUUAUGUCCCCCUUUUCCUCUCUCAUCUUUUCGCAAAACUAAUAUCUUGCAGGGAAGCACGGCAUGUCCGAGAUGAAGGUUUAAGCCUCUCAAAAAGCAGGCAAGCUGGUUGCAUAUCUGGGCUCUUGUCUUUUUCCAAUUACGCGCUUUCUUAUGAUAUCCAUGAGCCCAAUAAAAGCACGCUCACCUUUCUGACACCAAUAUUCUCCCUGCGUUGCACCUUCAUGUGA
This is a messenger RNA of Aureobasidium uvarum, 498 nucleotides long. The record is from the annotation of a GenBank genome assembly. NCBI's taxonomy places the organism in Eukaryota, Fungi, Ascomycota, Dothideomycetes, Dothideales, Saccotheciaceae.